This is a messenger RNA of Bursaphelenchus xylophilus (pine wood nematode), 1526 nucleotides long. The record is from the annotation of a GenBank genome assembly. NCBI's taxonomy places the organism in Eukaryota, Metazoa, Nematoda, Chromadorea, Rhabditida, Aphelenchoididae.
AUGAGACAUUUCAACGUGGUUUUCAUCUGUUUUGGAGCCAUCGGAGUGGCAGUGGCGUUGGCGGGAAAGGUAGGGAUUUUUCAAAAAAAAUGAUGAAAAAAUGAUAAAAAUUAAAAAAAAAAAAAAAUUAAAAUAAAAUAAAAUAAAAAAUAAAAUUUUUUUCGGAUAUAUUUUUUUAAAUUUUUCGAGGUUUUUCACAAAAUAAAAAAAUCGAAAAAUCCAAAAAAAAAAAAAAAAUUAAAAUAAAAUACAAUAAAAAUAAAAAUUUUUUUCGGAAAUAAUUUUUUUAAUUUUUCGAGAUUGUUCGCAAAUAAAAAAAAUCGAAAAAUUCAAAAAAAAAAUUAAAAUAAAAUAAAAUAAAAAUUUAAAUUUUUUUCGGAUAUAUUUUUUUAAAUUUUUCGAGAUUUUUCGCAAAAUAAAAAAAAUCGAAAAAUUCAAAAAAUUCAAAAAAAAAUUAAAAAAAAUUUUUUUUUGAAAUUUUAAAAUUAAAUUUUUUUCCAUUUUAAAAAAAAUUUCCUCAUUUCCACCUCCUUUCAGCGCGACACCAUCGAAGAUUUCGAAGGCGGACUUGUCGAGAGUUCGGCCAAACUUCAAGACGGCGCCAAGCACGCCGCAAACGUUCUACGAGAAGAUUUGGCCAACCUACGGCCGAAGCGAGGCGUUCAGGAUGAUAUUGGGGAUGCUCAGGACAAACUGAGCGAUCUGGGAGAUCAGGCGCAAGACCAGGCCGACGCCUUGAAGCAGGGGGCGCAGAAUGCGGCGGCUGAUGCGCAGGACCAAGGACAAGAAGCUGCUGGAGGAAUAAAGGGCAAAAUUCAGGGCGGAAUCAACGAUUUGAAGGUGAAAUUUUGAGAAAUUAAAAAAAAAUUAGAAAAAUUUAAAAAAAAUUUUUUUCAAAAAUAAAAAAAAAUUUGAGUAAUUAAUAAAACUUGGAUAAAAAAUUAAGAAAAAAAUUUUAAAAGCAUAUGUGAGAUUUCUAGCUCUCGAUUUGCAGAAACGAUCGAGGUUUUUAGCCCAAAAGUUGAAAAAAAUAUGAAAUUUUUUUUGCGAAUUUUGUCAUGAAAAGUUUCAUAGCUAUUUCUACCGUAGAGGAGAAUUUUUCCACAAAAAAUCAAAUUUUUCGGCGCGAAACUGGCAGAGAUAUGGCCAAAAAAAGAGAUUUUCUCUAACCGCUCUCCGAAUUUUUUGUACUCUCUCGGCGGCAAAGAUGUUCAAUAUCUCGGCUCUCCCUGCAAAUCUCAAGCUAAAAUUUUCAGGAAUUGAUGUUUGGCCGAUGCCUGAAGUGUUGCCAAAAAAUCUCAAAAAAAAAAAAAAAAAAAAAUCCAUUUCAGGACCACGGUGAGCAACUGGCCCACGACGCGGACAAACUUGCCAAACACGCCGAAAAGACGGUAAACCAGGGCCUCAGCGAUGCCAAAUCCAAGGCGCAGGAUGCGCUGGACACCGCCAAGGACAAGUUGGACGAGGCGCACAGCGGAGUUUCCGGCUUUUUUGGGAACAUCAAGGAGAAAUUCGGAAGGAAAUAA